Molecule: messenger RNA, 10858 nt
Organism: Paramuricea clavata
Lineage: Eukaryota; Metazoa; Cnidaria; Anthozoa; Malacalcyonacea; Plexauridae
Source: the annotation of a GenBank genome assembly
CACGGAUAACAAAUUAAGUGGUAAGUGCAUCAGCUCUAUAUGACUAGUUUCACCUCACAAGUGAUGAGAUACUUUCCAAGUCACUCUAUUCUGCACUCCUGUCAUAGCAUCGCUGAUAUCUAUAACCUGCAUGGAAAGGUGUACCUUGGACGGUGCUGAUGAUUCAACUGACCUCCUACAGUGUUAUGAACUCUACUCCCAUUCUUGUUUUGUUCUAUUAAAACAUAUUUUGUAUCAUAAAAGUCGCGUUUUUCGUAGGUAGGCCUGGUUUAUCCUUUAUGGGUCUUCAGUAACGUAGGCGACAGAACACGCCACUCUCAGAGGUCGCGGAAGCAUUUCGAAAGUGGAGGGGCAUUGCCGACAAAAGGGACACCGGGCUUUUGUAUAUGACCAAAAUCAAACGAUUUCAUGUCAUUCACGAGCCGAACGAAAAUUUUUGAAAAUAUGGAGUCUAUAACGCCGGAAAUGGCCUUUACAGAGUCUUUACUACCAGUGCAAAAAGGGCACUUUCUUUCCAGCAAAAGAGGGCGUUCAUUCAAGAAAUGCUUUUUUCUUUCUUUAAAUGAGGCACUUUAGCCCAGAAAAAAGGGCACUUUUAAAGAAAAAGAGCAUUGUGGGGGGGGGGGGCACAUGCCCCCCAAAAGUGGGGGGGGGACAUGCCCCCAUUGCCCCCCCAUUCCGCGGCCCUUGUCUGAGUUAGAAUGGAAAAUGUAAUCACUCCGAUAAUGAUUGCCUUACUAUUUUAAAGUUGGCCAGCAUGUUGCAACGUAGUCCGCCAUUGUAUGACACCUUAUUCAUCGUGACUAAAGCCCCGUUUAUAUUACACUACGCUCAAUUUUUGGUACCGCGUACCACUUUUUGGUUCUUGGACUACCUAAGGCCGCGUUUACACUACUACGCUACGGCAAAUUUACCGUAGCGUAGUGAUUUGCAUCCGGAGUGCCAAACGUAGUGGUGUGUAGUUAAUACGCUACGGCAACCCACUCCGUUAUAGUGUAAACACAAUAUAAUUCCGUAGUUAGUACGCUACGGCAACCCACUCCGUUAUAGUGUAAACGCAACAUAGUCUCAAUACUAGAAAUGUAGUAAAUUUUUAACGGAGUGUUUAGCCGUAGCGUCAUAGUGUAAACGUGGCCUAAAGCCCCGUUUACACUACGCUCAAUUUUUGGUACGGUACGGAUAAAAUUAGUACCCGUACCACUUUUUUGGUUCUUGGACUACCUAUUUAGGCAGUCCAAGAACCAAAAAAGUGGUACGGUACCAAAAAUCGAGCGUAGUGUAAACGGGGCUUAAUUUUGCUAGGUUUUUGAAACCAAAAAAGUGGUACGGAUACCAAUUUUAUCCGUGCCGUACCAAAAAUCGAGCGUAGUGUAAACGGGGCUUAAGUAGGUAGUCCAAGAACCAAAAAAGUGGUACGGGUACCAAUUUUAUACGUGCCGUACCAAAAAUUGAGCGUAGUGUAAACGGGGCUUAAAACUACCUUGUUUCAGUUGUUUACAAAAAUAUAUUAACUUUACAUUUUGUGGAAACUCCACGCAUCAGUUAUAGUAAGCUAAAACUGUUCAGACAGUUUGGUCAAUAUAAUUAAUGUUUGCAUUUUCAGAGUUCUGUAUAAUCUAAUCAGUCCGAUUCAAAACCUGUACAUGCAUGUACCGCAUGACAAAAGGUCUACUCAGGGGACGCUCAUUUGGGGGGGGGGGGGUGUUUGGGGCAUAUGAAACCCCCAGCGUUCGAAAAUCACGAAAGGUUGGUCCCAGUUUUCUUUGAGACUGUAUCAAAGGUUGGUCCCGAUUUUCUGCUGAACGAUUUAUUAUUUAUUAUUUAAUAAAGAUUUGUCAAAAGACAGGUGUGAAAUGCAAUAGGACAUUGGAGUCCCUUACAAGGCAUUUUAAUGUUUAAAAACACCCACAUACAAUAUACAUAUUUACACCAUAAAGAUUAACAAGUGCAAACGGUCAAAGGGUUAAUUUGGCGACAUUUAGGACAUAUAUAUCAGUUUAGAAGAAUGUAUGUUGUUGCCGUCAAAAACUUGGAAGAGUCUGGUAAAAAAAAGUUUUAAGACUCUUUAAAAGAGUUGACUGAACUUUCAGCUUUAAUAUUGUCUGGAAUUGCAUUCCAAAGAUUUGAAAUUCGAUUAAAGAAAGAGUCCCGAAACAAACUUGUCCGUGCAUGCUGCACAUUCAGACACAAGGAAGUAAUACCAUGCCCAUGCAGUGUUUGAAUUGCAAUAAGAGACGUAAUUGUUUAAAUCUAGAUGAAUACGUUCAGACUUGCACUUGAAGAAAAAUAUAAGGUCCAUGCAGAUAUUCCAACCAGUAAUUAAGCGGCAAUAAUUUAAGCUGAAUUAAACGGUCUUUGUAACUAAGGUUUGCAGAUCUACAUAUAAACUUGAUGGCUCGUCGUUGGGUUUUUUCAACUAAUAAUAUAUCCCUGAUUGUAGAUUGUGGAGCCCAGACUUCCGAAUUAGCAAAACAAACAUGUGACCUUACCAACGAGGUAUACAGUAAUGUUAGAGUCUUUUUCAGCAUUUUAACAAAACAAUUUCUCUUCAAGAAUCCAAGCAUUCUGUUUGAUUUGGACACGAUUAAUUUGAUAUGCUCGUUCCACUUUAAUUCUUUCGCUAUAGUUACACCAAGAUCUCUUUCCUUAAUUACUAUUUCAAGUUCAUUUCCAUCGAGAGUGUAAAGUCGUUCUGGCCGACUGGUCUUCUCCCUACUAAUACGUAAAUUAUGAGAUUUCGAUGAUUGGAACCGGAGUUCAUUUACGGUAGACCACGAAUAAAGCGAAGUUAGGUCGUUUUGAAGGAUGGCAGUAUCGGCCAAUGAUUUUAUUAUUUUGUAGCACUUUAAAUCUUCAGCGAACAUUGACAAUUUGCCGGAAGCUAAAACUUGAGACAUAUCGUUGACAAAUUAACAAGAGAAAUAGUAUUGGGCCAAGUACUUAACCCUGAAGAACACCAACUUUACUGGUGCCCACGAGGAAAAUGUACCGUUAAUAACGUCAUAAAUGUUUGUUAUAGAGAACAACAAAGUCGCAACAAAGCCUUCUGCGCAGUAAUUGUUUAUCAUUUUCUCAUGCACACUCUUGAGCGAGUAAUCGCCUAAAAAUACAGAAAAUCUCACGGGAAGUUCGAAAUUAACGGAAACCUCUGCGGAGGAGAGAGGUCUAUAUAUAACCACCUGAUUAAUUAAAUCGAGCAUUUUUCGUGAGCACAAAGGCAUACCGAUAAAAGACUUCUUUAAUUAAUUCAAGUGCACUCAUGAUUCAAGAAUAUGCAAAGUAUCUCGAAACCACUUAUACCCCUGAACACUACAAGCAAACAUAUACAAACUUCACGGAGCGCUGUUAGUGAGUUAUAGUCUAUCUGUAGACAUGUUUUGUUGAGUGUUUGGCAGUUCUGUAUUAUCAAACAAACGAAUGAAUAGACAAACGAAUGUGGACAAACGACUGUUUAUUUAAAUACUCACGGCCAUAUAGGUACCAAAUUAUACCACCGACUGGGUGUAUUGUCGGUCUUUGUUUUUCUAUGCUCAGUGACCCAUUACAAGGCAUGCAAGAAUAGAAGCAGGUCUAUCAUAUACUUGUAUAGCCUGUAUAUAUUUAGUCAUCGACUGGGACCUAUUCGCUCACCAAUGGCUAUAAGGUACGUACGUUUAACGUUAGAUUUCUCAUAUAAACACUAAAAUUUAUCGAAAGUUAUUAGCCAAUCAGGUGAUCAAACUAAAACAGUAGAGUAAUCCAAAUAAGACCAAGCAGCAUUCUUAAACAUGUUAACAAUGGCCAAUCCAAUUACUGAAUUAGAGAACUUUAAAACACAUACAGUGUUUUUUUUUCUGUCUGCCCGGCUCAUGCAUAUCACAUUUACCAUAUCUGCCACAGUACAUCAGCAUCAACUAUCUUCGGUUUAUAAUAUAAACAAAGUUAAAACUUUAUAAUAUAAACAAAGUUAAAACAAAUAAGACCACGGGGCUUUUGUAGUUUUGUGUACAACCAGAAAACACAGUCAAAGAUCAGGAAUUUAUUCAAUCACUUUUUGCGUUUCGGAAUUUUGGAGCAAUUUUAUAUAUAACGUAUACGGCAACUUCAACGACAACUCUUAAUGAAAUAAACGUUAAUUCAUUUCGUACACUUUUCACGUUAAUAUUUGUUCAAAUAUCUUUAAAUAUAUGUUGUAACUAUUGUUGUAACCUUCAACCUUACUUUUCCUUCAUCAAUGUGUAUAUUCGUAAAUUUAAUAUGUCUGUAGUUGUUCAUGUAUAAAAGGUAAUAAAUAAACAGUAAAUAAAUAAGCUAAUUUUUUUAAAAACAGCUGUAUUCAGCCUGUGUUUAUCCCUUCAGUCAUAGUGUGAAUAAAGCAAAUUAGCAUUUUGUAACUACAGGAUGAAUUUGGGUCAAUUUGCAUUCGCUUGUAUACAUAUGUUUUCAAAAAUUGAUAUCACCCACGCUGAUUAAAGUCGUAUAAUGUUUAAUAAACGAGCAGGAGUGUUUUUAGGUUUAAAAACACGAGCGCGUACCCUUCAUUAGUAUUCAUUACUGAGUAUAGGAGAUUUUAUAUAAAGAAUACUAAUGAGGUGAGGAAUGUUUUAUGAGGUAUAAACACAGGGAGUCCAUCCCGGGUCUUAUUGAAGUUAUGUAUUAGAAUUACGUAUGAAAUAUAUAGCUCAGUGUUGAAGCCUGCGAUUUGCGGGCUGUGUGCGGGCUAACGCGUUCAUUGAAUACACAUUCAACGCGCGCGUUAGCCCGCACACAGCCCGCAAAUUGCAGGCUUCAACACUGAGCUAUACAUUUCAUACGUAAUUCUAAUACAUACAUACAUACACACACACAUACAUACAUACAUAACUUUAUUUAAACACGGAGAACCAUCAGUACAUAAUUAUGAUAAUUAGCUAUUUACAAAUAAAAACAAUUAAUAUAAGUUAAGGAAGAAGACAAGAUUGAAGGGAAGAAGGAGAAGAGGAGAAGUACUGUUCUACCUGGUUGCCGUGUGGGAGUCGGUAAGACUGGAAGAAUAUAGAGAUUCCAGACUUCCUUUAAACAAGGAGAGGGAUGAUGAUAAUCUAAGAGAUUCAGGCAAGCUGUUCCAAAGUGAUGCUCCACUAUAACUGAAGGAGCGCUUAAGAUGAUCAGUAUUGGGCUUAGGAAUAAACACUGACUUGCCAUUAGAAUUUCUUGGUGAAUAUUGACUAUUCCUGGAUGAAAACAAUUCCGCAUAACUUCAAUAAGACCCGGGAUGGGAUCCCUGUGGUAUAAAGUCACUACAUAAUAUCAGUGAUUUAACAGGCUAAAAAGCUUAUGAAUUAUUAAAGAGGGUUUGAAGUACUAGUUUAAACCGUUAGUGUAAAACAUUUUUCGGUCAUAGAUGUUGUUCUAAUACGUGCACAUGCAUGCGCGAGAAACAUUAGCGCGCCGGUCAAUGAUAUCGUGUCAUUGAAAAGUACAAUCAUUGUUGCGAGGGUGGAACGUGAUCUUAGUUCUCGACUUUAUAAAGAACACAUAUUUUGGUAUAAAAAUGCGCAUUCAUUAUGUGGAUAAUAGGGCAUGAUCCCACGCUUGAGUGUUUCUAUUUCUAUAAUCAAUGCGCGCUAUCGGCACGCCAACUCGGUUUUUUUCAGUAUUCUUGGUUAUAACUUCGAUGUACAGUAAUCAGUAUAUAGUCGCAAAUCCUGAGCGGUGAACUGAUCCCAAGGAAGAACAAUUUCACGACUGUGAGUAUAUUUGAUAUAAUAUUUAUAAGUAUUUUGAAAGGUCUGUGUCAGUGUAUGUAGUGGCAAUAAUAAGAAAGCUUUGUAUUGGGUAUUGGUAGGGAUACAACUACCUGAAAAAUACAAGGAGAACUUCGACGUUUAUAGUAGCGAAGGCCCUUCGUCGGAACUGAGUUAGCAGCGGGGAUCGGGAAAAUUACAUGGGCUUUAAUUUAUACUAGUGAAUAUAAAAGCGAUUUAUACUAUUAAUAAAUUCAGUUAUAUAAUAUAUAAUAUUAUACGUACAGGAAACUCGUCUUUGGACCGUUGGACGGGAAGCCCAACGGCAACAUAUGGACAGUUUGCGUUUUCCGCAAAAACUGAGAAGUCAGUUAUAUUCAUCUCGACGCAAACCGGCUAGAUUAUGGCUAUACUGGUUCACUUUAUUAACGUUUCAAAUAUACUAUCAAUAAUGUAUGUAUAGUGACUUGGUUUUGGACUGUUUUUAGUCCGCAACCUCUCAGUAGCGGACCGCGUACUGUCAUGAUAUUGCUCCCGCACGCAGAGGUUUCCGGCAUAAACGUCUGCUUAUACAUGUGCGAUGUUUUUUCUCGCGCCAGCAACGCAACGGGUUAAAUUUCAUUGCGUUACCAGCGCUGGAGAAGUGGUAACACGUAUAAUGAUUUUCUCACCCGGUCAACAAUUACAUUAUACAUUGAAGGACAAUUAAAGUACAAAUCUAGGCUAACUUGACAAUUAGUCUUGUCAAAAUGUAGCGCUCGCAAUUUUGGACAGAAGUUUAAAAGUUUCGAAUCGCUGUAAAAACAGUUUUAAUUUAAAUCGUAUUAAAAUAUACUGUAGAUAAAUUUUCUUUAUCAAUAAGGAAGUAACAACCACGUUCCAUUCAAGUUUUCGUGCUAUUUAUCCCACCCACAUCUUAGUUCCGCUUGCAGUUGCAAUUACAAAAUAUGUUCCGUUUUCCUGUUAGGGCAAAUUCUCUGGGCAAAUUCCGACAGAGGCAGUCGGCAAUGACGCUGACAUUAAACGAAAUAGCGACGUUGGACACGAACUCUGUCUAAAUUGUGACAGCGUCAUGGAAAAGACGAAAUUCCGAAAGCGACAUAGCAAUGUUUUCAAGCGGCGACAUUACCUGUUUUGAAAUUCAGACGAGCGACAUAAAUACCAACCCUAACAGCCUCAAUUAUUUAUGAUUAUUGUAAAAAAUGUUCCGCUUUUUCUGAAAUGGUUCUAAUAUUAGAUAAAUUAGACCAUAUGAUCUUGUAAAAUUUUUAUGAUUCAGUGACAAUCAUUCCAGACUGAUCAAUCCAGAACUGGUUUGCGGCAUUUUCAGUCGACGUUGUCUUCGUGAUCAACGGUACGGUCUGAUGCAAUAGAAUGUCGAUUAUUCUGCAAUUAGCAAAGACUGAUUCACAUACAAUUCAAAAAACACAAGAAGCACAUUGUUUCGACAAUGACUUGGUCAGGUUAUUUUAGGCCCGCCUUGUUCAAAUGUCGAACUUUUUAUCAGUAUGCGGAACCUAAUGCAAAUGAAACGAAUUAAACAACGAAUUUACUGGGCAUUUAGUAAUUUACCCCAGGCUCGGCAAAUGAUAAGCGCGGGGUUUUAACUCAUAGCCAGUUAGCCACUAUAUAGGUCUUAUAUAUCUAUCUUUCUAUUACGUAGGGAGAUGUUUAAACCUUAAACAACAGAGCAAUGGACGUUAAUGUGUUAAUCUUUGUGAUAAGCGCUGUAGCCGCAAUUGUUCUAUUGUCAAUUGUCGUCGCAUUUGUCAAGCUCCUUCGUAAAACAUAUUCCUCAACACAUUACAACAAAAUAAAAGAGGAAGACAAGACUAAUUUUCGGUUCGUUAUUCCAACACAUGUGCCAAAAACGACCGCGCUUCACGAAUAUGGCGACGAUGACGUCACUGAUACAGAUUGCGGGAAAAUUGAUGUAGAUAUGAUUGACCCAGAGCUAUACGGAAACGCAAGUAAAGAAACCCGCAAAGAUAGUUCCGCCACAACCCUCGGCUGGUUAUGUUUCAGCGUGAGAUAUGAACAUGAAACCGAAAAACUGAUUGUCGAUUUAGUACGCGGACAGCAUAUUACGCAGCGAAAAAAUUCAACAGCUGACUUAGCUACUCCUUAUGUGAAAGUUUGUUUGCUGCCUGACAAGAAGAAAAAGUUACAAACUAAAACACGUCAGAAAACACCAAACCCGUUAUUUAAUGAACAGUUUAUUUUCUCCUGUUCGUUCUCUGGGCUAAAAGAACGCUCCCUGAGGUUUACAGUCUUUGAUUUUGAUAGAUUUUCGCGGCAAAGUGCCGUCGGAAAAAUUUUGUAUCCACUAGAAGAAGAUUAUGAGAACAUUCUUAUGGAAGGAGGUUGUGAAGAAAUUUGGCGCGAGAUUGACGAUUGCGGAACUUGUGAGGUGGAGGUAUGUCAUGAAAGAACUAUACCAAUUAAAAACUAUACGUCUGAAACAAGAGGUAAAGGCAUAGUUCAGCCUUUUGAUUGAUGGUUUUUAAGGCGCAUUUCAGUCCUUUUAGUUGAAAAACUAACUUGCAAAAUCAAUUAUGCAUAAUUCAAGAUCAGUAAACUCCGUGUUUUUAAACAUCAAAAAUGUUUUAAAAUGUUAAAAACAUUCAGCUUACUGAUCUUGAAUUAUGCUUAAUUGAUUUUCCUUGUUAGUUUUUUCAAUUAAAAGUGCUGAAAUGCGCCUUAAAACCAUCAUUGAAAAGGCUGAACUGUGCCUUUAAUAUAGAAAUUAAUUAUGUAAAGAUAAACACGCUGCUUUUACAAUUAAGAAAUGCAGCCAAUUUACGUGAAACAAAUCUAUCUGUACAUCGCAGUGGUACAUCGAGAAAUGUUGAAGCGAGAUUUCGAAGCGAGACUGUGAAUUAUAUAGCAAAUGACCAUCCAAAGAAAGCAUGCAGAUUGCAAUGAUGUAUAAAAGGCGCAAUAUUAUUAAAGGAAAUAUUUCUUUACCUCUAUUGACCUUAAGUUGUUUAAACAAUUUAACUCUCAAGCUACAAUUACUAAAACCACUUCGUGGGCAUUCUGAAAAAAAUUGUUAAAACCUAUAUCCGUGUAGAUUGAACUGAAUGAAUUCCUCACUGACCUCUCUCUAAUUCUCUAAUGGUAUAUUCCUAAGAUUCCCGUUAAUAGCAUGUUUUGACUGGGACUACUAUCGAAUUCGGUACGAUAACCUGGUACAUUUCCAUUACAAUCACCUGCAGCUUGCCCUGAAAUUGAGUGCGCCCCAAACAGCUGUUUGGUCACUGAUUGUAGUUCAAAAAGACAUUUGAAGGAGUAAUAGGCCAAGGACGUGUGUAGUUCAAGCAUUGAGACCAUUAAUAAUUCUCAAAGAUUCGAGUCAAUUAUAACAAGCAAUUCUAUAUAAUUAUAUUCAGUUUACAAUCUCUGUUAUUUACUGACAAGUCCCUUUGUUUUUUCCUCACUUAGAAUUCGUACAUCGGUGAAAUUCUCUUCUCUUUACAAUAUUUACCGGCGGCGAAGAGGUUGGCAAUUUCUGUCAUGAAGGGCAAUGGAUUGGGUAUCGAGGGCAACUCUAAAACACCAUGUAAGUCACUACAUGCAUAUAUUAUCGUUGGAAGUUUUUUAGUAAAUGAAUAAUAACGAAAUGAAUUUGUACUAGCACGAUGAGAUGUACAUAUCUUAAUUACAAUGUUUUAGGUAUACUAAUUACACAGUCAAUUCAAAAAAGCCGGUUGUCCUUUGCAAACUUUAAACUCUAAACAUUAUACCUUAAACUCUAAGGGUGUAAAGCUUUAUGGGAGCGUCGACGUCAUUUAAUCAGCUUAGAAAUCAUACAUUAGGCCAUUUCUUAGAUACAUGGUAAAUAUCUCCUUAUGAGAACAAUUCAUUUACAAAUAGCUGCAAGAUUCAACUACUAAGCUCGAAACUUGUUCUCCCCAUUAAGCUUUGCGGCCUUAGAGUUUAAGGUUUAUGGUUUGAGUUUAAGGUUGGAAAAGGACAACCUUUUUUGAACUGGCUGUAUAUAUUGGAGACAGGUCGUAUCUAGCUCUAUAGAGACCAUGCAUGCAUGGGCUGCAUGGCCAUGGUCUCUAGAGCUAUUACCUUAAUAUGGAAGCCUCUCUAAUAUGCAUACAUAUAUACCUCUCUAAAUAAAUAUGAAGACUUUUCUAAUAUUCAUGGUUACCUUUCCAAAGCAGUUAUUUAGGAUAUAUACCUCUCUAACACCGACAUGCACCUCCCCAAUAUCGACACCUCUCUUGAAUAUGGACACCUCUCUAGUAAGGAAAAUUUCGUAUGUGCCGACUAGGGCCAAACAUAUUCAGGGCAGAGUGGGGGGGGAGGCAUUUUCCCAUUCUAGAGAAAAUUGUGACCUGUUUUAAUCACUGAUCACUUAAAACUUUAAUUACUGUGUCACUACAAGCCUAUAGGCCUGACCUUGGUCACUUAAAACGUCCAGCAGUGGAAUUAAGCUUAAAAGUUGUGUGGUAACCUGUAUAUAAUAUGGACACCUCUCUAAUACCGAUACUUUACUCGGUUUAACUUUGCUGAUAAAACCGGUGCUUGCACUACAAGCCUAAACUGAUUAUUUGACUAGUUUAAUCAGCCAAUCAGCGUUUAGGCCAAAACCUAGCCUAGGCUUCCAUUGUAAACACCGCUUUUAGAGAGGUUCGGCUGUGUUAAAUAUUGAUAUUCACUCUGUUUCAUUUUAUAUAGCUGUUCACGUGAGAAUAGCCAUGAUAUUAGGUGGCAAGACAGCUCACGUUCGGAAAACGACGAAGAAAAGCAGUAUUGAACCAGUGUUUAAUGAAUCAUUUCAUUUCGACUUGCCCGACGACUCGUUAGAACGUACCAGUUUCGUUUUGACCGUAACAAACAAUAAAGUUAUAAUUGGAAGAAUUUUUGUUGGACCUCCUAUGUAUGUCACUGGAACCGGACUCAGUCAUUGGAAUUCAAUGUUUAAUUCACCACGAAAUGCCGUCGCAAUGUGGCAUACAUUGUCCUAGGCUCUGUCCUAGGUUUUUAUAAAACUAUAUAUAGAAACCAAACUUUACAACCCCUUAAAUUAACACGUAUAUAUAACAAUAUAAUAUAAUACAUAUGAAGUGCCAAGUUCUUACAUUGAUUUUAAUUUCCAUAAUUUUUCAUCUAUCAACAGAGAUUUGGCAAAAAUUGGC